CCUCAAUCCUUUACCCCCUUUUGUUUCUCCUUGUUCAUUUUGCCCUCCUCUUCUCCCGCCAGCGCAGUCAAGAGUCCACGCUGUUCAUCUCAACUACUUGCUUGGUUUCCCACACAAAGAUGCGCCACAAACAUUCGACCGGGCCCAAGGAGCCCGAGACUUCUACUGAGAAAACAGAUGUCGACCUCGAAGCGGGUCCUCCAGCGAUCACCAACAGAGAUCCAGAUCUGGUUACUUGGGACGGGCCAAAUGACCCAGAGAACCCCAAGAACUGGCCUGAUGGUGUAAGGUGGAAGAACACUUGGGCAGUCUCACUCUUCGUCUUCAUCUCACCCAUCUCGUCGUCGAUGAUUGCUCCCGCCAUGGAGAGUCUCGCAGAGUCCUUAGGUAUGCGUACUCAAAUCGAGACGUACCUAUCCCUGAGUAUCUUCAUUCUCGCCUACGCCAUCGGUCCCAUCUUCUUCGGUCCUGCAUCAGAGCUCUACGGUCGUGUAAACUUGCUUGUGUUCAGUAACAUCUGGUAUAUGGGUUGGAACGUUGGAUGUGGUUUCGCCGGGACGAAGGCUCAGCUUUUCGCAUUUCGUUUCCUCGCUGGUAUCGGUGGUAGCGCGCCGCUAGCUAUUGGGGGAGGAGCCAUCAGCGACAUGUGGACUGCCGAAGAACGCGGCAAGGCCAUGGGUAUCUACACUUUGGGACCACUUCUUGGUCCCGUUAUCGGACCCAUCGCUGGGGGGUUCAUUGCUCAAUAUUCGACAUGGCGCUGGGUAUUCUGGUCCACGUCUAUCGCGGCUCUCGCAGUGCAGGGUGUUGGACUAUACGGGCUAAAGGAGUGCCACCCUGGCACAAUUCUACGGAAGCGACGAGACCGUCUCGUCAUGGAAACGGGCAACACAAAUCUCCAUACUGAGGAACCCGAUGAAACAGUUGGUCGCAAGCUUCUUCAUGCCUUUCAGCGGCCGGUGCUGCUAUUUACGACACAGCCCAUAGUCUUCUGCAUGGCUAUCUACAUGGCCUACCUUUUCGGAGUCACGUAUCUGAUGUUUGCGACAUUCCCCAUGAUCUGGACCGAGGUCUACCACGAGAGUCCCGGGAUUGGCGGCCUCAACUAUCUCUCGAUUGCCAUCGGAUCAUUCAUCGGCCUUUUCGUCAACCUAAAACUUGUCGACCGCAUCUACAAAACUCUCAAAUCACGGAACAACGAUGUCGGUAGGCCCGAAUUCCGCAUGCCGUCGUUGCUAGUUGGUUCCUUGAUCUCCACAAUCGGACUCUUCUGGUACGGCUGGAGCAUCGGCAACACGCACUGGAUCAUGCCCAAUAUUGGCGCGGCGAUAUUCUGCAUGGGCACCAUUUCCUGUUUGCAGGGAAUGCAGACGUAUAUUGUCGACAGCUACCAAACCUAUGCUGCCAGCGCCAUGGCCGCUUCAGCUGUUCUUCGCAGUUUGUGUGGCUUUGGAUUCCCACUCUUUGCUCCUUACAUGUACCAGGCUCUGGGGUAUGGAUGGGGAACCAGUGUGUUAGCAUUCAUUACCAUGGUUAUUGGGUGGGCGUCACCGUUCGCGUUCUGGUAUUUCGGUCCCAAGCUCCGUGCUAUUUCCGGAUAUGCUGCUGGCUAA
Molecule: messenger RNA, 1613 nt
Organism: Aspergillus melleus
Lineage: Eukaryota; Fungi; Ascomycota; Eurotiomycetes; Eurotiales; Aspergillaceae
Product: MFS transporter
Exons: 2
Coding region: 120-1613 (497 amino acids)
Biological process (GO): transmembrane transport
Molecular function (GO): transmembrane transporter activity
Source: RefSeq, a predicted model, not a curated record